This is a messenger RNA of Sungouiella intermedia, 999 nucleotides long. NCBI's taxonomy places the organism in Eukaryota, Fungi, Ascomycota, Pichiomycetes, Serinales, Metschnikowiaceae. The record is from the annotation of a GenBank genome assembly.
AUGAAGUGUUGGACACCAAUUGUUGUUUUCGCUUCGUUAUGGCUGGCUGUGUUAGCCGCAUAUUCUAAUGCGGACAUCCGGCAAUUGUUGGCCGCGAAGGGCUCCAAUGGUGUUCUCGAAGUGGAUGAACACAACUACGAGCAGUUCUUGGAGGGCCAUAGAGACUACCACUUGGUGCUCUACAUGGCAUCUGACUCGCCUCAAUUCAAUUGUAUUUUGUGUCGUGAGGUGCAUCCAGUCUUCGACACUGUGGCUGACUCGUGGCAGCGUGCUUUUCCACAAGGUUUCGACAAUGCAGGGGAAAACUUGUACUUCUUGUCGGCGGAGUUCUUGAACUCGAAGACUUUGUUCCAAAAAAUGCAAUUGGAUUCCAUUCCAAAAAUCUUCCAUUUCCCUCCGACAUCUCCUCUGGACAAGCCCAAUGCCUGGCUCACUAAAAACGACCAGUACCAGUUCUAUGCUGGAGAUCACACCCAGAUGCUCAAGCAAUGGAUCACCUCUAUCACUAAUAAGCUGUUUGACAUCUACGUGAAAGUGAAUUACGUUAAGAUGUUCAUGAAUGGUGCCAUUGCAUUUGCUGUAGUGAUGCUUCUCAGGAAAUUUAGCCACUAUUUGUCUGCGUUGGUCACCUCGUCUUUUGUGUGGGGUUCUUUGUCUCUUGUGCUCAUUUUGAUUUUCCUUGCAGGUUACAUGUUCAAUCAGAUCAGAGGCACGCCUUUUGUCCGUGAAAAUGGCGACCAAGUUGAGUACUUUGCUCCUUCGGCCCAAAUGCAAUAUGGUUUGGAGACCCAGGUGAUUUCCACUGUUUACGGACUUUUGGCUAUGUUGUUUGUGCUCUUGGUCAACAGAGUCAGCAGCAUUAAGAAUGCAAAGGUUCAGUUUUUCGCUGUCAUCCUUGUUUCGGGCUUGGUAUACUUGGUAUAUGGCUUGUACUUGUUUGUAUUUGCUCAGAAGUAUAAAGGCUACCCAUUCACUCUCCUCAACUUGCCUGCUCCUUAA